CAAAGAUGUCGGUGAAUCUAGACGACUGGGGGGGUCCUUUGAGCCUCCCGGAGGUAGAGGAGAAGCCGGCGUAUCAUCUGCGGGUCAGCUACGGGGCGCUGGAGAUCGAUGAGCUGGGGAAAGUGUUCACUCCCACCCAGGUUAAGAAUCCGCCGACGAGCAUCGAGUGGGAUGGCUGUGACCCAGACAAACUCUAUACCUUGGUGCUUACUGACCCGGAUGCGCCAAGCAGGAAAAACCCAAAGUUCAGGGAGUGGCACCACUACCUGGUGACCAAUAUGAAAGGCAACGAUAUCAGCAGUGGCUGUGUCCUGUCGGACUACGUUGGAUCCGGACCACCUAAAGGGACAGGCCUCCAUCGCUAUGUGUGGCUUAUCUACGAGCAGCCACAGGAGCUGAAAUGCAAAGAACCCAUCCUUGGCAACUGCUUCGGGGACAAACGUGGCAAUUUCCAAGUGAUGACUUUCCGCAAGAAGUAUAAGCUGGGGCCUCCUGUGGCGGGCACCUGUUACCAGGCUGAGUGGGAUGACUAUGUGCCCAAGCUCUAUAAGCAAUUGUCUGGGAAAUAAAACCAGCCUCUUCCACCCCACCCCAGGACCUGAUUUUUUUCCUCUAGAACAGAGUU
Rhineura floridana is the source of this 625-nucleotide messenger RNA. RefSeq names its product phosphatidylethanolamine-binding protein 1-like. NCBI's taxonomy places the organism in Eukaryota, Metazoa, Chordata, Lepidosauria, Squamata, Rhineuridae. The transcript has a single exon. The record is from RefSeq and is a predicted model, not a curated record. Bases 6 to 569 code for a protein of 187 amino acids. Gene Ontology annotation, biological process: negative regulation of MAPK cascade.